UCUGGGAGGGACACAAGAUUUUACACUUCCUGAUACAAGUACAACUGCUCUUACUGCAGGUGGAUCUUCACACUCGUCUUCCUUUCUCAGCAGGAUGCCGUACAAAGAUCUUAUAAAGUAUUGGCAUGAAGGAGUCCUGGCAGUGGACAAUGAUAAUCUGGAUUCAGCUUUGCAGAAUUUCCUAAGCAUUGAGGAUUCCACGUCAAAGAUCUGGUUCAACAUCGGAUGUGUCCAUGUCAUUAAAGGAGAUCUAGAGAAUGCCUUGGAGGCCUAUAGUCAGGCUCUAAGCAAGGACCCCUGCCUAGCUGUUGGAUAUUUCCAGAGAAGUUAUAUAUAUUUUCAACUUAAAAGGUAUGAGAAGGCGUUGAGUGACUGCCACCUGGCCCUAUCUCAGCUGAGAAACAACAGUGUUAUAGAUUACAAGCAGCUUGGACUCCGCCAUCUACUCUUUGCCUGGGAGAUCCUGUAUAACACAGCAGUCAUCCUUUGCUACCUAGGGCAAUGGAAAUCUGCCCAGGAAAAGCUCAAUGGGGCUGUCAGCUGUCUGCCGAGUGAAUUAAAAAACGCCAUGUUGGAGUCCGCCUUGGACCAAAUUCAGAAACGGGUUUUGCUCCAGCCGCUGCACAUACCGGAGAUUGAGCUCUUCAGGCCUAGAAAGCAGGAAGUUGAGCAGCUAAAAUCCAAAGAUUUCCUGGGAAAACCAAAGGUCAUUUCCUCUGUGGUUCCAAAUGAUCAAUACAGUGGAUUUGAGCCUCUGCGCCCUCAAAAGCCUGGAUUCUAUGAGCCUUGUCAGGAAGCCAUGCAAGGUCGAGAGGCAGGAUAUCAUCGCGUAUUAGUUCAUUAUUACCCAGAAAAUUCAGGGGACGUGGCUGUGAAGGCCAACAGCAUUGUGUACAUCCUGAAUAAAGAUGGAGAGUGGGCUACUGCCAUCCACGAUGGCCAAAAAAUCCUCAUUCCUACCAGUUUUCUGGAACCAGUAAAUGCACCCAAAGCUGAUAUGACGAAAGUGAAUAACGGAAUCCCUCUGCCACCCACUAAGAUGCCCCCAACCAGGCCCAAUGUCAAGCCAAUAGCUCUGGAUGUACCAAAGAGACCUGCGGCUGACCCAACAGAAAACCAAGAGGUACAGAGAAAGAGGAACCAUUGUCAGAUGUCCGCUAGAGAGAACCACAUGGUGGAGUCACGUGUCCCUCCUACAGAAAAGCAAUUGCCGGAUGCAUCUCUCUAUCCUAGACUGUUGAAAGAGAUCAAAACUUGUCCGCAAAACUCCUUUCAAAAGGUGGAGAUGGUUGUCAAUUUGCAGAGCGUACCACAAACCAACCAAGAGACUACAGCGGCCAAGCAAGACCGGAUGUGCACAUUGGAGCCUGUGGUUGAAGAGGACAACCUGAUAACAUUACAAGUACACACAGAGUUCACUGUAAACCUGUCAGUGAGAAAGGACAUCGCUUUUACGGAGCUACAGCAUCAACUCAGACAAAAAUUGAAGCAACAUGGAGAGCAGAUUAACAUCCAGCUGAGUUACAGGGAUUCCGAGAAGAAGCAAGCAACCCCGGUGAUCGGAGAUGCAGACCUCAAGCAAAUGUGGGAACAAGCCAAUCAGAAGAAACUCAUUCUGUGCUGUAAGGAUACAUACAACUGCGUGGGUAGGCCCAUCCUAUAUCACAUGAGAGCCAUCUAUCAGUAUUCUCCAGAAGGACCAGAAGAUCUGACCUUUAACGAAGGCCACAUCAUUGAUAUCCUCUCAGAAGUGAAUGGCGAGUGGCUGGAAGGUCACUGCAAUGGAAGUGUCGGAAUAUUCCCCAAGUGUUUUGCUACAAAACUUGAGUGAGGCCUAAAGGAAAACCUACGGCAUCCUGAACUUUCUCAUCAGCUGAUAGGAAGAGACCGCACAGU
Messenger RNA from Nanorana parkeri, 1896 nucleotides. It is a transcript of the gene NOXA1, whose product is annotated as NADPH oxidase activator 1. Gene Ontology annotation, molecular function: superoxide-generating NADPH oxidase activator activity; protein binding. NCBI's taxonomy places the organism in Eukaryota, Metazoa, Chordata, Amphibia, Anura, Dicroglossidae. The record is from RefSeq and is a predicted model, not a curated record. Gene Ontology annotation, biological process: superoxide anion generation.